Molecule: messenger RNA, 804 nt
Organism: Acanthosepion pharaonis
Lineage: Eukaryota; Metazoa; Mollusca; Cephalopoda; Sepiida; Sepiidae
Source: the annotation of a GenBank genome assembly
AUGACUGCGGUGUCGAUAUUACGUCUGCUCAGUAUUCAUAUCUAUCUAUCUAUUUAUCUAUCUAUCUAUCUGCUAAUUAGGGUAUUCAUAUCUAUCUAUCUAUCUAUCUAUCUAUCUAUCUAUCUAUCUAUCUAUCUAUUUGUCUGUCUGCCUGUUAAUCACUCUAUCCGCCUGUCUGUCUAUCUAUCUAUCUAUCUAAUUAGUCAUUUAUUUGGUAUUCAUAUCUAUCUAUCUAUCUAUCUAUCUAUCUAUCUAUCUAUCUAUCUAUCUAUCUGUCCGCCUGUCUGUCUGUCUGUCCAUCUAUCUAUCUAUCUAUCUAUCUAUCUAUCUAUCUAUCUAUCUAUCUAUCUAUCUGUCCGCCUGUCUGUCUGUCUGUCUGUCUGUCCAUCUAUCUAUCUAUCUAUCUAUCUAUCUAUCUAUCUAUCUAUCUAUCUAUCUAUCUAUCUAAUUUCUUUAUCUGUUACCAUGUCUCUUCAUAUCUAUCUAUCUAGCGUCCACUUUGUUUUCUGUCUUUUCCUCUAUCUCAAGGACACAAGUCAGGGGGUAGACAGAUAUGGGAAAAUGGGCGACUUUUAUCGAUAUACUCUCUCUCUCUCUCUCUAUCUCUCUAUCUCUCUCUCUCACUCUCUUUCUCUCUCUCUAUCUCUUUCUCUCUCUCUAUCUCUCUCUUUCUCCCUCUCUCUCUGUGUCUUUCUCUCUCUCUUUCUCCCUCUCUCUCUGUCUUUCUCUCUCUCUCUUUUUCUCUCUCUAUCUCUUUCUCUCUCUCUAACUCUCUCUCUCUCUCCCCCCACAUCACUGAAAUGA